Messenger RNA from Clonostachys byssicola, 1659 nucleotides. Lineage: Eukaryota; Fungi; Ascomycota; Sordariomycetes; Hypocreales; Bionectriaceae. The record is from the annotation of a GenBank genome assembly.
AUGAAGUAUUCGCCUUUUGCCACACGUGUCCUUGGACUUCUACUUCCUGCUAUUCGAGCUACAUGCCUUUCGAGAAACCCGACAGCUUCUACCGCGAACGGAACGUAUGUAGGCAAGCAUCUCGAAAGUUUCAACCAGGACGUGUUCUUAGGAAUGCCGUUUGCACUACCCCCAACAGGAGAGAGACGUUUCAAGCGCCCUCAUUAUAUCAACCAGGCCUUUUCAGAAACCAGAAAUGCCACUAGCUAUGGACCUGCCUGCCCGCAAUACUCCCCUCCGAACGUAUUUGGGAACGAUGUUUCCGAAGACUGUUUAAGUAUUAACGUUGUACGCCCCGCUGGCAUUUCAUCAGACACAAGCCUUCCGGUAUUAGUUUGGAUAUAUGGGGGUGGCUUCGAUGGCGGCGGAAGCUCCGACCCUCGUUACAACAUGUCCGGGCUUGUUCAGUUGAGCCAGGAGAUUGGAAAGCCUAUCAUCGGAGUUUCAUUCAACUAUCGGAUCAACAAACUCGGCUUCUUGCAAACACCGGAGCUCUUGAAAGAAGGAAGUACCAAUGCUGGAAUGCACGAUCAAAGGCUCGCACUCAUGUGGAUCCAGGAGAACAUCGGCUCGUUUGGUGGCGAUCCGAACCGGGUUACGAUCUGGGGUGAAUCUGCCGGGGCACAAGCUAUUGGGCUCCACAUGUUUACGUAUGAUGGAAGAGACGAUGGGCUUUACCACGCUGCUAUUAUGGAAUCUGGGGGGCCAUCUGGAGCUCCGAUGCACGAUCUUUCAUUUUACGCUGGCUUCGUGGAGUCUCUAGCGGCACAAGUAGGGUGUGCUGGAUCUAACACAAUGAUCAACUGUCUCAGAGCUGUGCCAUUCGAAACAUGGCAAGCUGCUAAGACUACGAGUCUAAUAUGGAACCCUAUGGUGGACGGAGAGUUAUGGAGUGAUUUCCCCAGCGUUCUUGCUAAAGAAGGCAAAUUCCUACGAAUCCCCGUCAUCAUAGGUACCAACAGCGACGAAGGUUGUACCUUUGCAACGAAGGGUAUCAACGCCGAAGACGAGCUCCUGAAGAGCAUGCUCGACUACCGGAGGUACAACAUUCGCCCGCCGAUGGCCAAGAAACUAUUGGAGCUAUAUCCAGACGACCCUACAUCCCAGCCUCCAUACUACCUAAAUCCAGACCCAGCUGUGUUCCCUGACCAGGGACUACUAUGGCGCCGUGCCGCAGCCAUUGAGGGAGAUAUGGUCAUGAUUGCUGGAAGACGUCGCGUGGCAGAGCAACUGACAGCUGCUGGAGCUCCUGUUUACAGCUAUCGAUUUGACACUUUGGGGUAUGGCGAAAGGUGGGAUAGGGGUGUUGGUCACUUUCAAAACGUGGCAUUCAGCUUCCAAAAUAUCACAGGUGGACUUGGCCCAAUGCCGGCCUAUCAGCACUACAAGAUAUUGAGCGAAGACACUGGAAGGGCAUAUAUAUCGUUCGUUUACGACCACAACCCUAACUCGAGUCGUGGGAAUGACAGCACGCUGCCCACGUGGCCGAAGUACGACCUAUCUAAGCCGCAAAAUAUUGUUUUGGAUGCCAAUGGAAGUUACGUGGAAGACGAUACAUAUCGAAAGGAAGGAAUGGCUUUCCUGAAUGAAGUAGGAUCGAACAUACAGAUUCUAGCGUAG